Mangifera indica (mango) is the source of this 3659-nucleotide messenger RNA. RefSeq names its product ABC transporter G family member 28. Gene Ontology annotation, molecular function: ABC-type transporter activity; ATP hydrolysis activity; ATP binding. NCBI's taxonomy places the organism in Eukaryota, Viridiplantae, Streptophyta, Magnoliopsida, Sapindales, Anacardiaceae. The record is from RefSeq and is a predicted model, not a curated record.
CGUCUCCUUCAUUUCCGCCAAAUCAUUCUCCCCGCCAUUUCUUUCUCAGAAAAAACUAAAAAUUACCUGCCAGGCAGAACCCUAGCUCGUGGCCUUUAAUUCUCCAUUUUCAUUCUUAGUUCAUGAAAAGCACUCUGUUGAAUCAAAAAGCAGCGUAGAUUUCUUUUCUGCUGCUGUUUACCGUUUUUUCCGAAGGUAGAUAUCAUGAACAGAGAGAAGGUUCAUCAUGCGUGUACAGCUCUCUCUGCAUCCGUAGUCUCUGUGUUUUUGCUUUGUUUAUUACGCCCAGUAGCUUGCCAAAAUACAGGCAAUCCAAAAUACAAUCAAGUUUACUCGGGUCUUGUCGAGCAGAGCAUAGCUAGCGUCACCACCACCUUAAAAAGCGACGUCACUAAACAUCUCGGAUUCUGCAUUCUUGACAAAGACAAUGAUUGGGAUGAGGCAUUCAAUUUUUCAAAAAAUCCAGAAUUCUUGGCCUCUUGUGCCCAGAAAAGCAGAGGGGACUUGCAACAACGGUUGUGUACAGCGGCAGAAACGAGGUUUUACCUUAGUAAUUUUUACACCAAAGAGCAGGGUUCAUCAUCAAUGACAUCCCAUUAUUUAAAGCCUAACAAGAACUGUAAUUUGACCUCAUGGGUUUCUGGAUGCGAGCCAGGAUGGGCUUGUAGUGCUGGGGAAGAAAAGACGGACAUGAAAAAUUCGAAUGACAUGCCUAUCAGAACUGAAGAUUGUCAACCUUGUUGCGAGGGAUUCUUCUGCCCUACGGGUUUAACUUGCAUGAUACCUUGUCCGUUGGGAUCUUACUGCCCUCUUGCAAAACUCAAUCAAACUACUGGUUUAUGCGACCCUUACAAUUACCAAUUACCUCAUGGCCAACCUAAUCACACCUGUGGAGGAGCACAUGUUUGGGCCGACAUCGGGAGUAGUACUGAGGUAUUCUGUUCAGCAGGAUCAUAUUGCCCGACUACGACCGAAAAAAUUCCUUGCAGUAAAGGGCAUUAUUGUAGGCUGGGUUCAACUUCUCAACAAGAGUGUUUUCGGUUGGCAACUUGUCAUCCCAAUUCAACAACACAAAAUAUCACUGCAUAUGGCAUAUUAUUGUUUGCUGGAAUAAGUCUUGUGCUUCUUAUGAUAUAUAGCUGCUCUGACCAAGUGAUAGGAACUCGGGAGAAAAGGCAAGCACAAUCCAGGGAAAAAGCAGUUCAAAGUGUAAGAGAAUCAGCACAACAUGAAAAAUGGAAAUCAGCGAAAGAAAUUGCUAAGAAGCACGCAGCUGGUCUACAAUCACAGCUAUCUCGAACAUUUUCUCGAAGAAAAUCUUCAAAGCUUGAGUCUCUGAAAAGUGUAAGUCAUGCUAAACCAGGAACAGAUGCUGCCCUACCACCCAUGCCAACCGCUGCUCCGCCUCUUCGUGUAUCAAAAGAUAAUAAAAAGGAAAAAAGUAAACUCACACAGAUGUUAAAUGAAAUUGAGGACAAUCCUGAGAAUCAAGGUGGCUUCAAUCUGGAGAUUGGAGACAAAAAUAUUAAAAAGCAUGCACCAAGGGGUAAGUUGCAGACUCAAAGCCAAAUGUUCAGGUAUGCGUAUGGUCAAAUUGAGAAAGAAAAGGCUAUGCAGGAGCAGAACAAAAACUUGACAUACUCUGGGGUAAUCUCAAUGGCCAAUGACAUUGACAUCAGGAAGAGGCCUCCUAUUGAGGUCGCAUUCAAAGAUUUGACAAUUACUUUGAAAGGGAAAAACAAACAUCUGAUGAGGUGUGUGACUGGAAAAUUAUCCCCCGGCCGAGUUUCAGCUGUGAUGGGCCCAUCUGGGGCUGGAAAAACAACAUUUCUCUCUGCUUUAAGAGGAAAAGUACCAGGGUGCAUCAUGACUGGCGAGAUUCUUAUUAAUGGAAAGGCUGAUUCAAUUCAAUCAUACACGAAGAUUAUUGGUUUUGUGCCACAAGAUGAUAUCGUGCACGGAAACUUGACUGUGGAAGAAAAUCUAUGGUUCAGUGCAAGCUGCAGACUCGCCGCUGAUCUUCCAAAACCAGAAAAGGUGCUUGUUGUAGAAAGAGUAAUCGAGUCCUUGGGGCUUCAGCAUAUAAGGGAUUCUCUAGUUGGGACAGUGGAGAAGCGAGGGAUCUCUGGAGGUCAAAGGAAACGAGUGAAUGUUGGACUGGAAAUGGUUAUGGAACCUUCACUUCUAAUAUUAGAUGAACCGACAUCUGGUCUGGAUAGCUCAUCUUCUCAGUUACUUCUUAAAGCCCUUCGACGCGAAGCUCUUGAAGGAGUGAACAUCUGCAUGGUGCUUCACCAACCAAGCUACACCUUGUACAGGAUGUUUGAUGAUUUAAUUCUUCUUGCUAAGGGAGGUCUUACAGUAUAUCAUGGACCAGUGAAGAAAGCUGAAGAGUACUUUUCUAGCCUUGGAAUUAAUGUUCCUGACCGUGUCAAUCCUCCAGAUUAUUUUAUCGACAUUUUGGAAGGCAUAAUAAAACCAAAUACUAGUUCAGGGGUUACUGACAAACAACAACUUCCAGUAAGAUGGAUGCUUCAUAAUGGAUAUUCAGUUCCCGUGGAUAUGCUAAAGCUUAUAGAAGGAACGGAAGCAUCUGCAGAGAACAUUGUUAGUGAUAAUGUGCCUGAUGGAUCAGAAGUUCAUUCUUUUUUUGGAGACUUUUGGGAGGAUGUAAAAUGUAGUAUUCAGGUUAAGAAGGAGAUUCGAACGAAUUUCUUGAAUUCGGGGGACUUAUCUCAGAGGAUAACCCCUAACGCUUUCCAACAGUAUAGAUACUUUCUGGGCAGGGUUGGUAAGCAGCGGCUACGAGAGGCUAGAACUCAGGCGGUAGAUUGUCUGAUCUUAUUACUUGCUGGAAUCUGCCUAGGAACACUGGCUAAAGUCAGUGAUGAAACUUUUGGCUCAACGGGGUAUAUAUACACUGUGAUUGCAGUUUCUCUCCUGUGCAAGAUUGCGGCGUUGAGAUCUUUUUCUCUAGAUAAGCUUCACUACUGGAGAGAAAGUGCUUCUGGCAUGAGCAGCCUGGCUUACUUUCUUGCCAAGGAUACAGUCGACCAUUUCAAUACAAUCAUCAAGCCUCUGGUGUAUCUUUCCAUGUUCUACUUCUUCAACAACCCACGAUCAUCUGUGAUCGAUAAUUAUCUUGUUUUAGUCUGCUUGGUGUAUUGUGUGACUGGUAUAGCAUAUAUUUUGGCCAUCUGUUUUGACCCAGGACCAGCUCAACUGUGGUCAGUGCUUCUUCCAGUUGUUUUGACUCUAGUAGCAAACCAAAAUGACGCUGAGGCAGUUGUAAUGAAACUCUCCAAGAUAUGCUACACUAAAUGGGCCAUGGAAGCCUUUGUGAUAGCAAAUGCUAAAAGGUAUCCUGGAGUCUGGCUAAUAACAAGAUGUGGUACACUUUUGGCCAAAGGGUUUGAUAUUACAGAUUUUUUUCCAAACCUAAUAUACCUUCUUAUUACCGGUGUUCUUAGCCGUGUAUUUGCUCUCUUUUGUAUGUUUUCCUUCCAAAAGAAAUAGUUUCAGAUUCUUUUUGUUUUCAAUCCACCCUUCCUGUACAAAAAACAGGAUUCUUGAGGAGUUGUUGCGCCUCUGGGAAUCCAUAUGUAGCAUAUCUAAAUAUGCUGGUUUUAUCCUGUAUACACAAAUGUAUUUCUUACUGU